AAGAGGACUGGUGCGUCAGUGUUUCAAACACAGAGAACACUGAAUUCACUGUCGUUGGAUUGACAUCUGGAGCAGAAUAUGUAUUUGUUGUCAAAUCCAUCAACAGGAUUGGUGUCAGUGAGCCAAGCCCUCCUACUGAUCCACAAGCAGCCGAGGACAGAGAAGAGGAACCACAGUUUAAUAUCAGCAAUGAGAUGCGAAAGACUCUUCUUGUAAAGGACGGCACUUCAUUCACCUUAACUGUGCCGUUCAGCGGCAAGCCUGUUCCUAACGUUAUGUGGGACAAGGCAGAUGUUGACCUGACAGCGAGGGCCAGUAUCCAUACCACUGAUACCGUCACGUCUAUCACAGUGGAACAAGCAACAAGAGAUGACUCUGGAAAAUAUACGGUGACUUUACAAAACGUUGCUGGAAAAGUCACAUGUACAUUAAACGUCAGGGUUCUUGACUCUCCUGGUCCACCGUGCCGUGUUGCGGUCAAGGAUGUUACCAAGAGCUCUGCAACAGUUGCCUGGGAUACCCCAGAAAACGAAGGUGGUGCUGCUGUCACCAACUACCUUGUUGAUAUUCGUGAGGUGAGCAACAAGGGAUGGACCAGAGUCACAGAUUCAUGUCCUCGUCUGACCUACAGAGUGUCAGAUCUACAAGAGGGAGGAGUGUACUACUUCAGAGUCACUGGUGAAAACCAGUACGGAGUCGGCUUGCCGGCUGAGACCAAAUAUGGAACAAAUAUUACAAACAAGAGUGACCCGAAGCCACUGGCCAAGCCAGUAAAGGACGACACAAUGGAACCCAUCAUAGAUCUGAUAUGCAACUCAUUCAGUGUCAAGGCAGGAUACGAUCUGAAGAUUGAUGUUCCGUUCAAGGGCAGACCUGAACCUGAGGUUUCAUGGAAGAAAGAUGGUGUUGAAUUGAAGGAGACAACCAGGGUUAGCUUUCUGACAUCUAAUAACUCAUCAAAAAUCACUGUCAGAAACACAACCAGGGAGGAAUCGGGGAACUAUGAGAUCACCUUAACCAACACAGUUGGUAGAAAAUCAACCAUAAUAGCUGUUACCAUCUUGGAUAAACCUGGCCCACCUGGUGCAAUCAAAGUAGAUGAAGUCUACGCUGACUAUAUUUCACUGUCUUGGGAUGCCCCACUCUACGAUGGAGGAUGUCCAAUCAGCAACUACUUAGUAGAGAAGAGAGAUAUUAUCACUACAACAUGGAAGACUGUUUCAGCCACAGUUGCCAGAACGUCUAUUAAAGUUCCUCGUUUGACACAAGGCACUGAAUAUCAGUUCCGAAUUGCAGCUGAAAACCGCUACGGCAUGAGCCAUGCUGUGGAGUCCGCUUCAGUUGUUGCACAGUACCCCUUCGAGACACCUGGCCCUCCCACUACCCUCCAUGUUGCCCAAGCUACAAAGUCCUUCAUGUUGGUUACAUGGAAUGAACCAGCCAGUGACGGUGGAAGUCCAAUCAUCGGUUAUCACCUGGAAAUGAAGGACUAUAGCAGUAUUCGCUGGACGAAGACUAACAGAGGACGUCUCAUUGCUGAAACAGAAUUUAAAGUGAAUGGCGUUGAAGAAAGCUUACAGUAUGAAUUCCGUGUUUCUGCUGAGAAUAUUGCUGGCAUUGGACCGUACAGCAAAGCCACUGAGCCAAUAGCUGCAAGAGAUCCAUGUGAUCCUCCUGCUAACCUCACAGUCACGGACAUCACAAGAACUUCAAUUUCUCUUACUUGGUCCAAGCCAGAGAAUGACGGUGGAGCCAAGGUGACUGGCUACAUUGUCGAACGCAGGGAACUUCCAGAUGGUUGUUGGCUGAAGUGCAAUUUCACCAAUCUCCAGGAAACCUGCUAUGACAUCGAAGGCCUUACGGAGGACAUUCAAUAUGACUUCCGUGUUAUUGCAAAGAACUCUGCUGCAGUACUCAGUGAGCCAUCACAAUGUACAGGUGCCAUCACAGUCAAGGAUAACGUUGUUCUACCUUGCAUUGUCUUGGAUAACAAGUAUAAGAAAUUAGUCAUUGUCAAAGCUGGAGAUGUUUUGAGAAUCGAUGCAGAUGUUUCUGGGUGCCCACGUCCAGUCAUUUCAUGGUCAAAGGAUGGUCAAAGUAUUGAGACCAAGGCAAGAAUAGAGAUCACUUCAACACACACUACCACCACAUUACUAGUCAGAGACACUAUCCGAAGAGACUCGGGUCAGUACACUGUAACAGUGCAGAACAUUGCUGGUACAAGGUCCCUGUCUGUAAACUGUAAGGUUCUGGACCGCCCUGGACCAUCCUCUGGGCCGUUGGAUAUCACUGGUCUGACCGCAGAGAAAUGCACUUUGACCUGGAGACCACCUCAAGAAAACGGUGGUGCAGAAAUUCUGCGCUAUAUAGUUGAGAAAUGUGAAACCAGCCGUGUCACCUGGACUUCGGUACAUGAAGACGUGAAGGCGACAACAUGCAAGGUCACCAGUCUGCGUAAAGGAAACGAAUACAUCUUCCGAGUAAAGGCAGUGAAUGAAUAUGGAGAAGGAGAAACCUUGGAGAGUGAGCCAACCAAGGCCACCGAUCCAUUCACUGUCCCUGCUGCACCAACAGAUGUUGAAAUCACCAGCAUAUCAAGUGAGACAAUGACAAUCUGCUGGAAAAGACCUGAGUCCGACGGAGGAAGCAGCAUUUCUGGCUAUGUUAUUGAGAAACGAGAGAAAUCUGGAUUGCGCUGGGUACAGGUGAACACGAAGCCUGUGAAUGACCUUAGGGUCAAGGCAUCCAAUCUCUGUGAGGGAUGUGAGUAUGAGUACAGAGUCUAUGCAGAAAAUGUUGCAGGCUUGAGUCCCCCAAGUAUUCCUUGCAAACUGACAAAAGCGGAGGAUCCACAAUUCCUGCCAUCCGCACCAGCUAAACCCAAAGUCAUUGACUCAACCAAGACUUCUGUAACUCUUUCAUGGAAUAAGCCGUUGUUCGAUGGGGGAGCUGCUGUAACAGGAUACUGUGUUGAGUAUAAGAGAACGGAUGAAGAGGACUGGUGUGUCAGUGUUUCAAACACAGAGAACACUGAAUUCACUGUCGUUGGAUUGACAUCUGGAGCAGAAUAUGUAUUUGUUGUCAAAUCCAUCAACAGGAUUGGUGUCAGUGAGCCAAGCCCUCCUACUGAUCCACAAGCAGCUGAGGACAGAGAAGAGGAACCACAGUUUAAUAUCAGCAAUGAGAUGCGAAAGACUCUUCUUGUAAAGGACGGCACUUCGUUCACCUUAACUGUGCCGUUCAGCGGCAAGCCUGUUCCUAACGUUAUGUGGGACAAGGCAGAUGUUGACCUGACAGCGAGGGCCAGUAUCCAUACCACUGAUACCGUCACGUCUAUCACAGUGGAACAAGCAACAAGAGAUGACUCUGGAAAAUAUACGGUGACUUUACAAAACGUUGCUGGAAAAGUCACAUGUACAUUAAACGUCAGGGUUCUUGACUCUCCUGGUCCACCGUGCCGUGUUGCGGUCAAGGAUGUUACCAAGAGCUCUGCAACAGUUGCCUGGGAUACCCCAGAAAACGAAGGCGGUGCUGCUGUCACCAACUACCUUGUUGAUAUUCGUGAGGUGAGCAACAAGGGAUGGACCAGAGUCACAGAUUCAUGUCCUCGUCUGACCUACAGAGUGUCAGAUCUACAAGAGGGAGGAGUGUACUACUUCAGAGUCACUGGUGAAAACCAGUAUGGAAUCGGCUUGCCGGCUGAGACCAAAUAUGGAGCAAUGAUUACAGAAAAACCCAGCCCACCACAAACCAUCGAAGUCACCGAGAUCACCAAGGAAAGUGUGUCCCUGUCAUGGAUCAAGCCUGAGAAUGACGGAGGUAGCAGAAUCACCAGUUAUCGAGUCGAUGCUCUCGAGAACGGUCAGGAUAAAUGGGUGAAGUGUGGCGUCACCAAGACCGUCCACUUUGUGGUGUACGACCUGAAGGAAGCUACUCAAUACUUUUUCAGAGUUCGUGCUGAAAACCACGCUGGAUUCAGUGACCCUACAGAAAUGGCUCUCCCUGUGUUAGUUAAAGGGCAACUUGAACCUCCUGAGAUGAACAUGAACAAGUUCCCUGACAAUAUAGUUUACGUCCGAGCGGGAUCAAACCUGAAAUGCCAGAUCCCACUUACUGGGAAACCUGCGCCAAAGAUAUCUCUUUCGAAGGACGACGUGGUGUUGAAGUCAACGAUGAGAUUCAACUCUGAAGUAACUCCUGAAUAUCUGAUCAUCAGUCUUCGUGAGAGCGCUGCUACUGAUUCAGGAAGGUACGACAUAUGUGCCUCCAACACCAGCGGAGCCUCCAGGUCUUUUGUGACCAUUGUGGUCCUGGAUAGACCCGGCGCCCCAGUUGGUCCAAUUGGAAUGUCUGAGGUGACAGAGGACAGUGUGAGUCUGACGUGGCUUCCUCCUCGUUAUGACGGCGGAAGCCCCGUCACAAACUACAUAAUAAUGAAACGAGAAACGACAAACGCCGACUGGACUGAAGUCUCCUCGGUCGUUGUGAAAUGCGCGAUGAAAAUCAUGAAGCUCAUAACAGGACUGGUGUACCAGUUCAGAAUCAGGGCUGAAAAUCGCUAUGGCAUCAGUGAGUACGUCGACUCUGCAACCGUCAAAGUGGAUCUCAACUACACCGUCCCCGAAUCUCCGUCACCCCCUAUCGUUACGUCUGUAACCAGAGAAAGCAUCGCCGUCGCCUGGACGGAGCCGGACUGGAAUGGAGGAAGACCACUAAUUGGAUAUCACCUUCAGAUGAAGGACAAGAACAGCAUCCUGUGGCAGACGGUCAACAAAACCGUUAUCCGUGCCACACACUUCAAAGUGACAAACGUCAUCAUUGCUGGUCUCAUCUACGAGUUCAAGGUAGCAGCAGAAAACUCAGCUGGAUGCAGUCCCCUUAGCAAGAUCUCAGACGCUGUCCUGGCAAUUGAUGCUUGUGAGCCUCCAACCAACGUCCGGAUCACCCACAUCAGAAAGACUUCCAUCAGACUGGAAUGGCUGAAGCCUUCAUACGAUGGUGGAAGCAAGGUCACAGGAUACCUGAUUGAGAAGAAAGAGGGCGAAAGAGACAGGUGGACCAAGGCCAACUUAACCAACGUUUCUGACACACACUAUACGGUGACAGACCUGGACGAGUGUGCGGUUUAUGAAUUCAGAGUCGUGGCCAAGAACGCAGCCGGGUCAGUCAGCGAUCCGUCCGCCACUGCCGGCCCGGCGAUGUGCGUGGACACGGACGCUUACGAAGAAGAUUAGAUGGGUUUUAUUUUUGAGAUAGUUGAUUUUGUUUUAAUUGUCAGAUGCUAUGCUAGUAUUGUUGUGAAAGUGGUGGAAGUUGUUAAAAUUGCAGUUGUUUUUUUCUUGAUGUGAAAUUGAUGUGGUUACUGAAAUAGCUAUAUAUUUUGAUUGGUAGAAGAUAUUUCUGUUUUGAUAGCUGAUUUUAAUAGCAGAGUAGGUUUGAUAUGCUCCUAUAAUUGUCUUGACUUGUUGGUGUCAAAAUAGUUGAUUUGUGUGUGAAAUCACAGUGUUUACAGUGGAUAGAAGGUUGGGUGUCAUCGCUUGUUUAUUCAUGUUUUUUGGAGUUUUAGAACGUUGAAGAAAUCCCAUGAAAACAUAUUGAUCAGCCCGUGUGGACUGUUUGCACAUUUUUACAUUUGAUUGGUGUUGAUAGCUUUAACGGUUUAAGAGAAGAAAUCAAAAAGGCAGAAGUGUGUGUGUGUCAGAUAACGGUAGUGGUGUUACCUCUACUCUCUCGGCAGGUAGCCUAGUGGUUAGAGUGGAGGGGAGGCAGGUAGCCUAGUGGUUAGAGUGGAGGGGUGGUAGGUAGCCUAGUGGUUAGAGUGG
This is a messenger RNA of Salvelinus namaycush (lake trout), 5822 nucleotides long. Its product is annotated as titin-like. The record is from RefSeq and is a predicted model, not a curated record. The transcript is spliced from 5 exons. NCBI's taxonomy places the organism in Eukaryota, Metazoa, Chordata, Actinopteri, Salmoniformes, Salmonidae. Bases 195 to 5234 code for a protein of 1679 amino acids. Gene Ontology annotation, molecular function: protein binding.